UGCCCAACGGUUGGGCUGUGGUGCGGUUGCGGUUGCGGUCGUAUUUCAUCCCGUUUGGUUCAGGUCCGAGUCGCGUGCGAUCUGAAAAUUGGUGCGGUGCCAUAACUCACGGUGUUCGACUGAUAAGGAUCUAAGAGUUUCCUCGUAGAGAUGUCUUUCUCAAUCCUUGACAUUACGGCCGAGAAGGAUGGCGGCAAGUCCAAGGAUAAAAAGUGGCCCUGGUUUGGAGCCCCCAUCUACGCAGCAGCCGCGUUUGCUCUCUUCUACGCCGCGGUCCUGCCCAGCUUCCAUAGCUAUCCGAAGAUGUUGUACCAAAGCGAUGAGGCCCAGCAUCCGGAUGAGUUCAUCGGCGAACGGGCGAUGCGGCAGUUGGCCGAGUACUCAGCGAUUGGCAACAAAAUGAGCGGCUCCAUCAACAACGAAGUGCACACGGUCAAUUUCCUGUUGCGCGAGAUUCAGAAGAUCAAGGACGAGGCCCGCACGGAUCUCUACGACAUUGAGGUGGACACGCAGUACUCUUCAGGCGGCUUCCACCUGUGGGGCAUGACCAUCACCUAUACCAACCUCUCCAACGUGGUGGUUAAAAUAUCACAAAAGAGUUCGAACAACGACAACUAUCUGCUGGUGAACUCCCACUACGAUUCGGAGGUGCAAACCCCUGCUGCAGGAGAUGAUGGCGUCAUGGUAGUGGUCAUGCUGGAAACCCUGCGCGUGAUCUCGCGUUCUGAAAAGCCCCUUAUCCAUCCCGUGGUCUUCCUGUUCAACGGCGCCGAGGAGGCCUGCAUGCUCGGCUCCCAUGGAUUUAUCACACAGCACAAAUGGGCCAAGAACUGCAAAGCUUUGGUCAACCUGGACUCGACUGGUGCCGGAGGACGGGAGGUGCUUUUCCAGACAGGUCCCAACCAUCCGUGGCUGGCUAAAUACUACCAGGCGAGUGUGCCACAUCCAUACGCCCAGACCUUGGCCGAGGAGCUGUUCCAGAAUAACUUCAUACCCUCGGACACCGACUUUCGCAUUUUCCGCGAUUACGGAGGAGUUCCUGGUCUGGAUAUGGCCAGCGUGAUGAAUGGAUAUGUGUACCACACCGAGUUCGAUAAUUUCCGGAAUGUGGAGCGUGGCACCUACCAGUCGACGGGUGAGAACGUUCUGCCCCUGGUUUGGGCUCUGGCCAAUGCACCCGAAUUGGAUGACACCGCUGCCCACGAGAAAGGACAUACUGUGUUCUUCGACUUCCUGGGCUGGUUCAUGCUGACCUAUACCACGUCCGUGAGCCUGGCCAUAAAUGUGGUGGUUUCCGUGGUGGCCUUUGUUUGCAUUGGCACCUCGAUUUACAUCAUGACAUUGGACAAUGGUGCGGAUGCCGCGAAGGCGGUGUUCAUGCGGUUCGGCAUCAUCUUCUUGGUUCAAGCGGGAACUCUUCUCGUGGCAUGUGGUCUGACCCUCCUGGUGGCCGUUUUUAUGCAAGGCGUGGGACUAGCCGAAUCCUGGUACUCCGGCAAAUGGAUGUCAUUUGGCCUGUACUUCUGCACCCUGUUCUUCGUGUUUGGCCUGCUCCCUGCACUAUAUAUUGGAUUCACGAAGAGGAAAACGAACAUGAAGUUGGAUCAGACCAUUGCCUGCUUCAUGCAUGCCCAGUGCAUCCUGCUAGCAUUGCUCUGCAUUAUCAUGACCAGCAUGGGCAUAAGAUCCAGCUAUUUCCCCAUGGUUGGCAUCUUCUUCUAUGCGAUUUCCGUCCUUGUACAAAUCAUUCUCAAGCUUACGCUGAAGAAAAGCUAUUUUGUGACAGUCCAUCUGUUGUGCCAGAUACUGCCCUUCUUCUUCUACACCUACAUCUGCUAUGCCACCCUCGUGACUUUUGUGCCAAUGGAGGGUCGCGAUGGUCCCGAGAGCAGUCCCGACAUAAUGGUGUCUGUUUUUGUCAUUGCAACCGCAAUAAACUACGCUGGAUUUGUGAUUCCCAUCAUGCACAAGUUCCGCAAGCCCAAGAUUAUAUUUUCUUCAUUUGGUGUGAUGACAAUUGUAUUCAUUAUCUUGGCUGCCACAUCCGCCGGAUUUCCGUUUGUAAAGGAAGUGGCUCCCCAGCGUUACUAUGUGCUGCACACUCAGCGAACCUUCCAUAGCUUGGAUGGUGUCGCCAAACAGGACUCUGGCUAUUAUAUUCAGCCCGUGGAUACGCGUCUUCAUGAGCUAGAUGACACCACGUUCAAGAAUGCAGAGCCUGCCAGUUGGACGGCAGCAACCUGUGCCGCCGAGCCCUUUUGUGGUCUGCCCCUGUACAGUGGACGCUGGAUUGAUUGGAAAGAUUCGGCUCGUUGGAUAUACAGCACGCCACCGGUUUUCCCAAUGAGCAUCAAUCUCACCCAGCUUUCUAAACAAUCUGUGGGUGGCAACAACAAGGUGCGCUAUGAGUACAACCUGAGGGCCAGCGAUCGGGUCAUGCUGUACAUAGAUCCCCUCGAUAAGGUCAGGGUGACCGACUGGUCCUUCGACCAGACUCCGUUGGAGGAGCAGCACACACCGCCGUACCUAAUCUACGCCAUAUACUCCUUCACCGAAGAGCCCCUCAACUUUUGGGUAGAGCUCGAGCACGAGGAGAGCAACACAGAAGGACCCUACCUAAAGCUGGUGGUCACCCAGCACUUCCAGUACCAUCCGGAGCACUAUACCGAGGACUACAAGCAGUUCCUUGCCACAUUCCCCGACUGGACCUACACCACCGACUGGUUCUCGGCCCUCGAGAGCUGGAUCGUAUAGUCAGCGAUGAGAAUAUAGACUCCAAACUUUGUUUAUCUUA
Drosophila elegans is the source of this 2794-nucleotide messenger RNA. Its product is annotated as endoplasmic reticulum metallopeptidase 1. Gene Ontology annotation, molecular function: metalloexopeptidase activity. The record is from RefSeq and is a predicted model, not a curated record. Gene Ontology annotation, biological process: proteolysis. The coding region runs from base 151 to 2754 and encodes 867 amino acids. The transcript has 7 exons. NCBI's taxonomy places the organism in Eukaryota, Metazoa, Arthropoda, Insecta, Diptera, Drosophilidae.